This is a messenger RNA of Triticum turgidum subsp. durum (durum wheat), 468 nucleotides long. Lineage: Eukaryota; Viridiplantae; Streptophyta; Magnoliopsida; Poales; Poaceae. The record is from the annotation of a GenBank genome assembly.
AUGGCGAUGGCGGCGCUGGUGGUGGUGCUCUCUCUCCUGAUCCUGCCGACCGGGGAGGCGCAGGAGAGGCGCCCGGUGGAAGCGCACCCGCACGGGCUGCCGUUCGAGAGCCCGCUGGCACUGUCCCCGGCGGCGUACGACUUCUUCCACCCCAGUGAGCACGCCCAGCGCGUGGCCGGCGCCCCCGAGCUCGCGCCGCGCGGGCAGCCAAGGGGGUCGGUGGUCCGGGGCGCCGGCGCGUCCGCGGCGAGCGUGGCGAGGGCCGACCACGAGGAAGGGGGCGUGGCGCCCGUCAACACGGCUCGACGUGGUGGAGCUGUCCGUGCGGGCGUGGUGGCCGGCGUGUUCGUCGGAGCCGCGGUGGUGGUCUUGGCGGCUCUCGGGCUAGCGUACGCGGUGGCGCGGCGCCGCGUGGGCGUCGCGCAAGGUGACGCUGAGGUGGCUAGCGGGCCGAAGUCGAAUGCUUAA